GGCGGCGGUUGUGUUGCCUUUGAUAAAUCUCUGUUGUGUUUGUUUUAGAAAUCUGCUGGCAUUGUGGGACCGCCGAACGCCAACUUGCUUCGUGUGUUCUGGGCAGGUCUGGGGCAGGUGGCAGCUCCGUGACCUACCAUCAUGGAUGGAGACGGACUUUUUGAUGAAGAAACCAAAACAGUCGAUGCCAGCCAGGGCGAUUUGGCUGUCAGAGGUUUUGACAAAACCUGCCCUGUUCUCUUUGGGGAAUCCGAAUGAGGGAGAUUACAGACACCUUCACUGGGAAGCCAAGGACAUUUUUGUAUAAUCAGUGGAUGAAAGGAUUUUCUCAGACUCUUUUUUCCCCGUUUUCCUUGAGGAUUAAGCCGCUGCAAUCUUCAAUUCCAGUGCAAACCGCAAGGCACACGAUGUGGCAGAAGCCUAGAGCGCCUUCCGAAUUGUUCUGGACCCUUCCUUUAGCAUAGGGGAGUUUAACGCAGGCUACCCGCCGCCCCUCCCCCCACUCCCUCGUGCUGAUCUCUUCUCUUAGGUUAACCUGUUCUCAUUUUCUGAGUUAAGUUCUGUUUCCAAAACUGUCCUCUGGACCUAUAAGUGGAUUGCCAGAAAUGAAAGAUUAAGUACUGGGAGAAGAGGAAGUGCCCUGGGUUGUGUCUCUCCUCGGCUGCCGACAUGAAGUGCUUUUUCCCAGUGCUGAGCUGUCUGGCUGUGCUGGGUGUGGCGUCAGCACAGCGGCAGGUCGCCGUCCAGGAAGGACCCUUGUACCGCACGGAGGGCUCCCACAUCACCAUCUGGUGCAACGUGAGUGGCUACCAGGAACCUUCCGAGCAGAAUUUCCAGUGGUCCAUUUACCUGCCCUCCGCCCCAGAGCGCGAGGUCCAGAUCGUCAGCACCAUGGACUCUUCCUUCCCUUAUGCCAUCUACACCCAGCGCGUCCGUAGUGGGAAGAUCUAUGUGGAGAGAGUCCAGGGGAACUCGGCCUUAUUGCACAUCACUGAUCUCCAGGCCCGGGACGCCGGGGAGUAUGAAUGCCACACGCCCAACACCGAAGAUCGGUACUUUGGAAGUUACAGUGCCAAGAUGAACCUAGUGGUGAUCCCAGAUUCUCUGCAGACCACCGCCAUACCCCAGACUCUGCACAAGGUGGAGCAGGACCCUCUGGAGCUGACGUGUGAGGUGGCUACGGAGACGUUCCAGCACAGCCACCUUUCUGUGGCCUGGCUCCGGCAGAGAGGUGGCGAGGAGCCGGUGGAGGUCAUCUCCCUGAGCCGAGACUUCGUGCUUCACUCCAGCAGCGAAUACGCCCAGAGGCAGAGCCUGGGGGAGGUGCGGCUGGACAAGGUGGGGAGCACCACCUUUCGCCUCACCGUCUUCCACCUGCAGCCUUCUGACCAGGGCGAGUUCUACUGUGAGGCCGCCGAGUGGAUCCAGGAUCCAGAUGGCUCGUGGUAUGCCAUGACCCGAAAGCGUUCCGAGGGAACCGUGGUCAACAUCCAGCCCACUGACAAAGAGUUCACUGUUCGGCUGGAAACGGAGAAGCGGCUGUACACAGUGGGUGACCCGGUGGAGUUCAAAUGCAUCCUUGAGGCUCAGAACAUUCCUGACCGUUACUUUGCUGUCUCCUGGGCCUUCAACAGCUCGCUUAUUGCCAGUAUGGGGCCUAAUGCUGUGCCAGUCCUCAACAGUGAAUUCACCCAUCGGGAAGCCAAGGGCCAGCUUAAAGUGGCCAAAGAGAGCGACAGUGUCUUUGUGCUGAAGAUCUAUCACCUCCGCCAGGAAGACAGUGGGAAAUACAACUGUCGUGUGACAGAGAGAGAGAAAACAGUCACUGGAGAAUUCAUUGACAAGGAGAGCAAGCGUCCCAAGAACAUCCCCAUCAUCGUCCUCCCCAUCACAGAUAACUGGGUAGUUAAAGUCCCCCAGCACCACCAGAUCCUGCCCCAAGGCCACUUGGAGAGCAGCAUCUCCGUGGAGGUGGCCAGCAAUGCCAGCGUCAUCCUUGAGGGUGAGAACCUGCACUUCUCCUGCAGCAUCCGCACGGCAGGCAGGCCACAGGGCCGCUUCUCUGUCAUCUGGCAGCUCGUGGACAGGCAGAACCGCCGCAGCAACAUCAUGUGGCUAGACCGGGACGGCACCAUGCAGCCAGGCGCUUCCUACUGGGAGCGCAGCAGCUUUGGGGGCGUCCAGAUGGAGCAGGUGCAGCCCAACUCAUUCAGCCUGGGCGUCUUCAACAGCAGGAAGGAGGACGAGGGCCAGUACGAAUGCCAUGUGACUGAAUGGGUGCGGGCCGUGGAUGGCGAGUGGCAGAUCGUGGGGGAGCGCCGGGCCAGCACCCCCAUCUCCAUCACGGCUCUCGAAAUGGGCUUCGCGGUCACAGCCAUCUCCCGCACGCCGGGGGUGACCUACAGCGACUCCUUUGACUUGCAGUGCAUCAUCAAACCCCAUUACCCAGCCCGGGUCCCCGUGUCAGUGACGUGGCGGUUCCAGCCGGUGGGCACUGUCGAGUUCCAUGACCUGGUGACCUUCACCCGGGAUGGAGGGGUCCAGUGGGGGGAUAGGUCCUCCAGCUUCCGAACCCGAACCGCCAUCGAGAAGGCUGAGUCCAGCAACAACGUCCGCCUGAGCAUCAGCCGAGCCAGUGACACAGAGGCGGGCAAGUACCAGUGUGUGGCAGAGCUGUGGCGGAGGAACUACAACAACACCUGGACACGGCUGGCCGAAAGGACCUCCAACCUGCUGGAGAUCAGGGUGCUGCAGCCAGUGACAAAGCUGCAGGUGAGCAAAUCGAAGAGGACCCUCACCCUGGUGGAGAACAGGCCCAUCCAGCUGAACUGCUCGGUCAAGUCGCAGACCAGCCAGAACUCCCACUUUGCCGUGCUCUGGUACGUCCACAAGCCCUCUGACGCCGACGGCAAGCUCAUCCUCAAGACCACCCACAACUCGGCCUUCGAGUAUGGCACCUACGCCGAGGAGGAGGGCCUGCGAGCCAGGCUCCAGUUUGAGAGGCACGUGUCGGGGGGCCUGUUCAGCCUCACCGUCCAGAGAGCCGAGGUCAGCGACAGUGGCAGCUACUACUGCCAUGUGGAGGAGUGGCUGCUGAGCCCCAACUAUGCCUGGUACAAGCUGGCAGAGGAGGUCUCGGGGCGCACAGAAGUCACUGUAAAGCAGCCAGACAGCCGCCUGAAGCUCAGCCAAGCGCAGGGGAACCUGUCGGUCCUGGAGACGCGGCAGGUGCAGCUGGAGUGUGUGGUCCUGAACCGCACCAGUGCGGCCUCCCAGCUUGUGGUGGAGUGGUUUGUGUGGAAGCCCAACCACCCGGAGCGGGAGACCGUGGCCCGCCUGAGCCGGGAGGCUACCUUCCACUACGGAGAGCAGGCAGCCAGAAACAACCUGAAGGGGCGGCUGCAUGUGGAGAGCCCGUCCUCCGGCGUGUACCGGCUCUUCAUCCAGAAUGUGGCCGUGCAGGACAGCGGCACCUACAGCUGCCGUGUGGAGGAGUGGCUGCCCAGCCCCAGCGGCCUGUGGUAUAAGCGGGCGGAGGACACUGCUGGGCAGACGGCUGUUACAGUCAUGCGACCAGAUGCCGCCCUGCAGGUGGACACGGUGGUCCCCAAUGCCACAGUGUCCGAGAAGGCAGCUUUCCAGCUGGACUGUAGCAUCGUGUCUCGCUCCAGCCAGGACUCCCGCUUUGCCGUGUCCUGGUAUUCUCUGAGGACUAAAGCUGGUGGGAAAAGGGGCAGCCCUGACCUGGAUGAACAAGAGGAAGAGGAGGGGGAGGAGGGGGAGGAGGAGGACCUGAUGGAGCGGACGGCCCUGCUGAGCGUGGGCCUGGAUGCUGUCUUUGGCCCAGAGGGCGGCCCCUGGGAGGGCAGGCUUCGCUUCCAGAGGCUCUCCCCCUUGCUCUACCGUCUCACAGUGCUGCAGGCAAGCCCCCGAGACACGGGUAACUACUCCUGCCGUGUGGAGGAGUGGCUGCCCAGCCCUCAGAAGGAAUGGUACCGGCUGACAGAGGAGGAGUCGGCCCCCAUCGGCAUCCAUGUUCUGGACGCAAGUUCCACCCUGCAGUCCAUCAUCUGCUCCAACGACGCCCUCUUCUACUUUGUCUUCUUCUACCCCUUUCCCAUCUUCGGCAUCCUUAUCAUCACCAUCCUGCUGGUGCGCUUCAAGAGCCGGAACUCCAGCAAGAACUCCGACGGGAAGAAUGGGGUGCCCCUGUUAUGGAUCAAAGAACCACACCUCAACUACUCCCCCACUUGCCUGGAGCCCCCUGUGCUCAGUAUCCACCCAGGAGCCAUAGACUAAGGGGGUCCCUGGUGGACGUCGGCCACAGAGGAGCGGACGAGCUCCCUCGCUGCCUCUGUCUGCAGUCAGACAGCAGAUAGCACCCACACUCAGGAGUGCUCGUGCAGAGAAUUGUCAGACUUGACAAGUGUUCCAAGUCCCCGUGAGUCACAGAGAGAGACUGCCUCUAGGUGGCCGUCUUGGUCGGUUAGCUGUUUUUGAGCAGAGGUCGUCAUCCUGCGGAAUUAGGUUUGUUUUUGUUUCUGGUAACGUAGUGAGUAGCUCAAGGUGCCACAUCUACUCACUGACUUAUGUAGUAUUCUCAGAUAGAUGUUACAGGGGCUCUUAUUCUUUGUAAUGGACUCUUUUUAAAUCCCUCUGGUUUACCCUUUUUGGAUUCUGUAAUGUUGUGGACGAUUUGCUCUUACAUACAACUGAUGGCAAAAGGAAGGACGAACUUGAUAGUGCAAAGGAAUCUCUUCCAAGACUUUUUGUUUCUGCACACUUGAAAAUGCCACCCGUGGAUCAAAAUACACCCAAACAUUUUUUACUUUCUCAACGAUACUUGAAGAUUAUGUGUCAUGUGGGCCAAUUUGUAUCUUAUCUUCUUCCUCAGCUGGAGUUCUUGGAAACACUUGUAGUCAAGAUGAAGGCAUUGAAUUUUGCUUCAAAGAACUACGUAUGUACAAGAGAAAUCCUGCAGAACCCCACUAGGAGUAGAUGGUGCCAGGCCAGCCUGUCUGUCAGGGAGGCAAAAAAAGGCUUCCUCCGAACCUUGCCGAAAAACAAGAAAACUUUCUUGGAGAACAAGUCAGAAGCUCCACACAGCACACACUUUCCAAGUGAAAGUAGGCAGAGGCUGCUUUUAGCAGCUACCGACUUUAGGAUCCAUCAAAGCCAACGAUUAGUGAAGGAAGAAAAAAGGCUGGUUGUCGGCUUGAUCUGUUCUGCAGGGCAGCCCCAACUGGGAGCUGCCAGCUGGUGGCUUCUAUUUUAAGGUGCUUUGCCAAACUCGUAAGGGAAAGUGGCCAGUGAGCCCGGAAGGGGGACAGGUCUGAGCUGAAGACACGGGGCCCAAGCAGCCACCAUAUACAUGGACAGAGGGCACCAGGGCUGGCUGACAGCUGAGUUUCUUGAAGAGGGGGCCAGCCAGGGGCGGGAAGGAGUUUCCCGAGCCUGACGUUGGAGGGGGGGAGGAAUAAUUGCCUCUCUGGAGGUAUGAAGACUAGGUUUUGCUUCUUCCUCCCAAUUAGAUUUUCCUCAAAGAUAUUGAUGUCUGUCUUGUUCACCAUUUCUCCCUGCAUCUCACUGCCGUGAGAAUGUCAGCCAGAGGAGGUCCAGACACAGCCCUUUGUAAUCAUUUCGGCUUACUUAGUCUCAGCAGAAAGUCACCACAUGCUUUUUUCUGUGGGUUUCUUGCCCCUUUCUUAGAUCUUGUUCGUGAGUUUAAGUGAUUUGGUUCAUUGUUAUGGCAGCUUUUAUUUGAAUACCCUUAAAGC
Molecule: messenger RNA, 5777 nt
Organism: Ceratotherium simum simum (southern white rhinoceros)
Lineage: Eukaryota; Metazoa; Chordata; Mammalia; Perissodactyla; Rhinocerotidae
Gene: IGSF3
Product: immunoglobulin superfamily member 3
Cellular component (GO): membrane
Source: RefSeq, a predicted model, not a curated record